AUGGACCACAUGCCUGAGGCGUCCUCCUCCACCGGCCCGCCACCCGUCGCUCUUCAAGCAACUUUUGUCUUCGACUCUGGUCUCUCGCGCGAGCGCUACGUCGAGCUCAUUGGACACAAUGGCAUCGUCAACAAGAUUGUGCAGCGCCUGAUGCAAAAAUCGGGCAACAGCGAGCAGACCCUGCGUCUGAAUUUGAUCAUCACCGCGCAAGAAGCGCCGUACCACAAUCCGCGCACGCUUCAUUCGGUGCUUCCCUCAUACCGCCAAGACUUCCGACGCCCGUCAGCCUUUCUCACGUCGCUCCCGGCACUGGUGAGACAUUUCACUCCGCACGCCGCGCUCGCCCCGCCCAAGCAGGGCUCGAUCCUGACGAGCAUCUGGGACACUGAGGAUGGCGCUGGCCUCAGUAUCAGCGCGAGCGAGCCUGGGUUGAGCGACCGCUUCCUCGGCGGGCUGGUCGGUGGCAUCGAGCUGCUCGAACACCAUUCGCUACCCAGCUCCGUGUCCCCACCCAACGUCCUCCAGCAGAUGACGCCCGAGUCAGGUCUCCACAUGCUGUCGAUGUACUACGCGCCGCACCGGUCGCAGACACAGGAUCCAAGGAAGCAAUAUCUGGUUGUGUUCACCGAUAAGGCGAGCUUGGCUGCGAUCGACGCGGACACGAGGGCCGUGGGCCACUGGGCGCGCGAGGACAGCUCUGCAGCGUAUGAUGACGUCGACUGGGACAACAUUGGCGACCGUUGUCGGAGCAAGGACGUUGCAUGUUCGUGUAUCAUCCUUGGCUCAUCAGAAGGAGGACGGUCGACGACUGCGCCGUUCGGACGGGACGGAUCGACCGCCGAGAAGCUGCGCAAGAUGUGCCAGGCGAGCAGCGCCGACGGCCCCGAUGACGUGUGGUUCACGCUCCCACCAGACUCGGAAGUGUAUUUGACAGGAAUGCCCGUCAAGAGCAACGCCUCACCGCCACCUCCUGUCCCGGCCCCACCGGAGAUCAAGGCUGUUCUGCCAACCGCGCCCUCCUCACAACCUGCGGCGAAUGGUCCGACAGAAGCACAGAUCCAGUAUCAACAGGCGCAGAAGGCGGCGAUGGCUGCCAAGAUGGCACAGGCUGCUCAAGCGCAGGGAGCACAGGGCAGCUCGUUCAACGCAUUGGCUCAGCUCAUCUCGAGUGGACGAUUGGAUCCUGCUGUCAUGACCCAGUUGGCUGGCAGCAUCCGCUCCUCUGACAUGAGCGUUCGUCAGAAGGCGAUAGCACAGUUGAGCCAACUCGUGAUCCAGGCGCAGCAAAACAAGGGACUGGGAGCGGCAAGUGCCAACACGGUCGGCAACGCCAACCCCAACAAUCCGAUCGCAAACGCCAAUGGCGCCAACAAUGCCGCCGGUACUAGUGCACCGGCUGUCCCAGCCGCUGUCAAUCCUACAAAUGCGGGGUCGACCGCGAACCUCACGCAAAACGCUCCAGGGGCAUCCGCGCCGAACAUCACCAUUCCCAACAUGAACAAUCCUUCGGCAAUGUCCCAGCAGCAGUUCGCGGCUGCGAUGCAGUCACGGCAGCGAGCCAUGCAGGCGCACACGAACCAGCAGAUGGUGCAGCAGCAGAACCAACUGGGCCAGACUCAGACGCAACAGGGCAACCAGCAGAACUUGACGGGCCAGAACACGCCUGCAAACCAGAACCAGAAUCAAAACCCUCAGCAGAACGCGCAGGCGACUGCACGGACGACCCAGGAACUGUUGAGCCAACAGCAGGCUCUCCUCCUCCAGCAGCGACAGAAGCAGCUGGCGCAGCAACAGGCUCAACGAGCGCAACAGCUGAACGCGCAGACCUCGCAAGGGCAACAAAGUCAAGCGCAGAACACCGCGCAGCCAAACAACGGACAACAGAUGCGGGCGCCGAUUUGGACCGGUACGAUCAGUUGGAUGCUCAAGGGUCAAGAGCGCAGCAUCAUCCCCGUACAGUGCACUGUGCUUAACCAAAUGAUGAAUCCGGCCGACCUACUGCUGCAGCAGUGGCCUCAAAACCUCGAGAUGUCGUCAAUGAUGCCUAUGGUCAUGGGCGACCUGCAGACGUACGUUAAGGCGAACAACGCACCCUGUGUGCUGUUCAGCGUGUCGCCACAUGCAAGCCCCGACGCCAAGGCAAAGAUGAACUAUCUUGGAGCGAGCCUGCAAGCGAAGGGCCUUGCAGCCUUCAUCAAGUUUGGCAACCCAGGUUGCGGGAUCCUCCUUGUGUCGACCAGUCGCGGUCCGCCAACGCCUGGCAACGACCAGGGCAAUCGUCUCCUCGGCGUCGUGUGCCUCAAGCAACCGCACCCGGCGUUCAACCCCGCUGCUGCCGCAAACCAGAACACCGCCCCCACCCAAACGCCCCAGCCGCCCGUGACGAUUAACGGGAACGCCAAUAGCGGCGCAUUCCAGAACGUGCCAAACAUCUCGCCCCAAUUCCUGCAGAACUCGCUGCUGCAGAACCCGCUACUGGGCAACUCUGCGCGGCCCACACCCGCGCACUCGCGCACGCCGAGUCUAAGCCAGCCGACGCAGCCGCAGGCGCGUCCGAGCACGCUGCAGCAGUUUGCCAACCAGCCGAACUUGCAGACGCUGCAACAGCUGCAGAUGCGGCAGCUCGCCGCGACGACGCCACAGCCCCAACGCCCUCAGGCGCCAAUAGCCUUCACCGAGCAGCAGAAACAGGGCAUCAUCAAGCUGCUGCGUGACGCCAACAUCAACGUGACGGAGAACUUCGACCCCAACCAGAUCCCCCGCGAGACGCUCGCCCAUAUAAUCGGUUCUGCGAAGGAGAAGGCCAAGCAGAACAUGUUGAAGGGCGUGAGCCAGAACCAGGGCCAGGCGGGCCCGGCGCAGAACAACCCCGGCCUGGGUCUGGGCGGCGGCGUUGGCCAAGUCAACCAGGGCCUCAAUCUCGGUGCCGCCAACCUCAACGCCAAUCUCGGGCAGGGCGGCAACAUGAACCUCCCGGCCGCUUACAACUUCCUGAAUCACAUGAACAUGGGCAACCUCCCGAACCUCGGUAACGCUGGCGGCGCGGGUGGAAUCAACAUGGCUCAACUUGCCAUGAGCCAGAUGCAGAACCAGAACAACGCGAACCAAGGCAACACGGGCCAGCAGCCGCAGCUGAACGCUGCGACGCUCGCGAGCCUCGGUCAGAUCCCAGGGUUCAACCUCCAGCAGUUCCAGGCGUCGCAGGCAGCACAGAACGCGCAGAACGCGCAGAACGCGCAGAAUAACAAUGGCGGCCAGAGCGCCCUCGGCUUAUUCGGGCAAGGCGGGCUUGGAGGCCUCAACCCGGCCAUGCUCAACCAGUUCCAGCAGCAGCACUAG
Molecule: messenger RNA, 3339 nt
Organism: Cutaneotrichosporon cavernicola
Lineage: Eukaryota; Fungi; Basidiomycota; Tremellomycetes; Trichosporonales; Trichosporonaceae
Exons: 4
Coding region: 1-3339 (1112 amino acids)
Source: RefSeq, a predicted model, not a curated record